AUGUCGGACCCCUUUGUUUCCGCACGCCCGCCAACCCCGCAGGUACUCAUACAUCGUUUGCCUGAGAAAGCCGACGAUGAGGAAAUCCCGUCCAAACCUUCCAAGUAUAUCAUUUUAAUCAUGGGAUCAACUGGUGUGGCAGGCAAAACCCAGAUCGCCAACACCGUUUCGAAAGCGCUGGCCUGCCCGACCUUCCAAGGUGACAGUCUGCAUGCGUCGUCCGCCAAGGCGGCAGAAGUGGGCACGAGCAAAGACUCCGGUCCCAACGAGGGUCGUUAUCAGCGCAUGUGGCUCUCGAAGCUGACAAGGACGGGUUUACUGUUUCCUGAGGAGUCACGAGCUGCGACGGACGUAUUCGCGGGGUUUGGCAGGAGUUCGUCCACUACCACCAGUCGCCGCGGUUCUUCGAGCUCGCUUGAUUCUACAGGGUCGAGUGCUUUGGAAUCGACUAAAUCAAGCGUCAUGAGCAGUUCCGUGAGCUCUGGCCCGCCCAGGUCGACGCAGUUUAUCCACAAGCCCGUGACUACGUCCGAGGUAGAGAGGCAGCGACAGGAGAACCCUGCCUUGCUUGUGCUUACCCACCCACCGCUGAAAUCAUGGCACAAACAGACCAUUCGCAAUGCGGUCGGAGAAUAUGGCAUCGGUGUCAUCUUUGUCCCGCUAGAUGAUGACGGCGAAAUACCUGUGCUAAAGCCAUUGGAUCCACGCACUAUGUCCAGCUUUGGAUCAUUCGGUGCCUUUGGUGCGACGCAAAACAGAAAGGGCGGCUCAUUGAAUGAAGAGAUGUUACUGAGAGUUGAUUUGGAUGCAAAUGUGGAAGGCAUGAUCGAGGAAAUCAUUGAUGGUGUCAAGGAUAUGAUGGGGACUUCUGAAUAG
Truncatella angustata is the source of this 876-nucleotide messenger RNA. RefSeq lists its product as uncharacterized. The transcript has a single exon. Lineage: Eukaryota; Fungi; Ascomycota; Sordariomycetes; Amphisphaeriales; Sporocadaceae. The record is from RefSeq and is a predicted model, not a curated record. Bases 1 to 876 code for a protein of 291 amino acids.